Molecule: messenger RNA, 570 nt
Organism: Botrytis porri
Lineage: Eukaryota; Fungi; Ascomycota; Leotiomycetes; Helotiales; Sclerotiniaceae
Exons: 1
Coding region: 1-570 (189 amino acids)
Source: RefSeq, a predicted model, not a curated record
AUGCUCCGAGAACACUUCUAUGGAGGAAGUGUUCUCAUAGGUGGUGUGUCUCGUGUCUUCGUAAACUAUUUUGCAACAGCAAAAGUUCGGAUAAUCUCACGCUGGAGAUCUUACCACGAGCUUGAUGAGACCAGGAUAAAAUGCACUACCGAAACGAGCGAAUUUUCGGCAAAUUGCCAAGUCAAAAUCCCGGACACACCAUUGUUAAACGAGUUUCGUUCACCUGUACAACAACGAAAAACCUCUAACUCAACAAUCAAUUACGAUACUUUGGAUGGUCAUCUUGAUAAAUUGAGAAGUAUAAGUGAACGAAGAAAAGCGGAGAUGGAAAAAGACGAGAUGGAAAGAAAGGCAGAGAUGAAAAGAGCUGACACGGAAAGAGCCGAUGUGGAAAAAAAAAUAGCGCAGAUGGAAAGUGACGAGCUGACAAGAAAAAUAGCGGCGCAGAUGCAAAACGUUGGCAGACAGGACUUUCGUGUUCAUGUUGAGGAUGAUUCAUUUGCAGAUUGGCCCCAAACAGUGGACCCCAAGUUUUUGAGUUUAGGGAGGACAGAUUUCAGCAUUGAAUAA